GGUGUUUGGUAGGGGGAUUUAGAGCUCUUCAUCUGUCUUUAGUCUUGCUGUCUUUCUCUAUCUCGUAGAUUUCAUAUUUAAAUACAGUGCAGUGCAGUGCAGAGCAGUGGAGAGAUCUUAGAAUAUGAUGGCUGUGCGUAAUCUUUGGAUAACUUUUGGAGUUGUAACUAUUCUUGGGACUUUAGUGGGACUGGUGCAAUGUAAUCAGGAGACAGAGCUGAUCGGGGACUUGUUCAAAAACUACAACAAAAAUACACGUCCGGUGGUUCAUCCUGACGACAAGGUUGAGGUUCAGAUCAAGCUGACCCUCACUAACCUUAUCUCCCUGAAUGAAAAGGAGGAGACUCUUACAACCAAUGUGUGGAUUGAGAUUCAAUGGAGUGAUUACCGCCUUGCCUGGAAUGCAUCUCAGUAUUAUGGCAUUAAACUUAUUCGUGUCCCGUGCAAAACUGUUUGGCUUCCCGACAUAGUCCUUGAGAACAACAUUGAUGGCAAAUUUGACGUGGCGUACUAUGCCAACGUGUUGAUCUACGACAAUGGUUGGAUUUACUGGCUGCCUCCUGCUAUCUAUCGCAGCACAUGCGCCAUUGAGAUCACCUACUUCCCGUUUGAUUAUCAAAACUGCACAUUAGCAUUCAGGUCCCAGACAUACAGUGCCAAUGAAGUGGAUCUCACCUUGGCUUUUGGAGAAACGGGAGAGAUUAUUGAAUGGGUGGACAUUGAUCCUCAGGCUUUCACAGAGAAUGGUGAGUGGGCCAUCGUCCAUAGACCAGCCAGGAAGAUGAUCAACACUCGGUAUUCCCCGGAUGACCUGGAAUAUCAGGAGAUCAUGUUCAAUCUGGUCAUCCAAAGGAAACCCCUCUUCUACAUCAUCAAUGUUAUCCUGCCCUGUUCCCUAAUCUCGUCGCUGGUCGUACUGGCCUACUUCCUGCCUGCACAAGCUGGAGGGCAGAAGCUGACCGUCUCCAUCUCUGUUUUGCUGGCUCAGACUGUCUUCCUCUUUCUUAUUGCUCAGAAGAUCCCGGAGACCUCUCUUUCCGUCCCUCUCAUCGGAAAGUACCUGAUCUUUGUCAUGUGUGUCACUACUCUCAUUGCUACCAAUCAAAUUGUAGUGCUGAACUUCUCACUGCGCAGCCCCAGCACUCACACUAUGUCCCAAACCCUCAAAUAUCUGUUCUUGAAAAUGGUGCCUCGCUUCUUAGGCAUGCCCCCGCUGGUGGAUGAUGGUGAGGUGACAGCAGAAGUAAACGGGGUGAGGGAGCGGCGGCGCAGCUCCUUCGGCCUCAUGCAGAGAGCAGAGGAAUAUGUACUCAAGCAGCCUCGCAGUGAAAUGAUGUUUGACAAACAACGAGAGAGGCAUGGCCUCACACGAUCAAUCGUGGACAGUAUAGAUGUCAGCAACACAGCUAACCUGUAUAAGAGUUUGGCCCAAGCUGCACCUGAGAUUAAGCAAUGUGUGGAUGCCUGCAACUUCAUUGCUGACAGUACAAGACAACAAAAUACCACUGGCUCCGAAAUUGAAAGCUGGGUACUGAUUGGGAAGAUGGUUGACAAGGUGUGUUUCUGGGCUGCCAUUUCUCUAUUCAUCAUCGGCACAGUGUGGAUCUUCCUAACAGGACACUUCAACCGUGCCCCAGAAUUUCCAUUUCCAGGAGAAAGUAAAAAAUAUGUGCCAAGUUAAAAAAAAAAAAAAUCAUUUUGCUCUGUUUGAAAUUUUCAAGGCUUAUUGUGCCUCGUGCUGUCUAUGCUGAUGAACGCAAUCUUGCGCACUGACCCCAAGGUUAAGCUUCAGGGCUGAGACACGUCUGUGUUCAGUAACAACACAACUUCAUUUUUCUCUCUGCAUUUGUGAAGCAGCUCAGGAUUCAUCGCUGAAACUUCCAACAAAAUAAGUUUCUCAACUUCUUCACUCAGUUCUCAGCAUUUUUAUAUUAAAUCAUUAACCACCAUCAUAAAAAUCAGACCAAGUACAACUACUUUGUUAGUUGCAUGGUAUAAAAGAGUUUAAACAAGUCCAGACUACAGCUCAUGGAUGCAUUUAAAGAAAAAAAAAUGUUAAACCCGCUGCACCAACAUGCAAAGGGAGUUAGUUCUGUUGCAGCAAAUGAUUUUUUUUGCAUUUCAUGGAGCCACAGGCACUGCUUAACUAAAGAACUGAUUUUACUUACAUGCAGUGUGCUCAUCCACAAAACACUCAGAAACGUAUCCCUGCACAUAUUAUGUCUUAUGGUCAGUAUCUAUGCAUGUAACAUGAGCCAGCCAAUUCUGAAUCAAAGCCUUAUUGUUCUUACUAUGACUUAUUUCUUAGACUUACAGUAGAUGGCUCAGUGGGACACUGUCUUGAGUUCAUUGUGCCAUGACUUUUUUUGUAAAAAAUUCUUUAGUUUAUCAUAAAGUGUGUUUUAAUCUUGAACUGAAUGUCUAAGUAGGUGUAUUAUAUUUAUACGCCAGACAGCAUAAAUCUCAGAAGUGUGGCAAAAAGAUGAAACUGUUAUUGCAUUUAUUACUGUUAUGUGUGGGUGGUGUUUGUCCCAAAAUUGAUAAAAUAAAUGUAACAGAAGGAUUAGCAAAUGAUAAAGUAUAAACAGUGAAUGGUCUGUUUUCUUUUUCUUUCUUUUUUCUGUUCAUGUCCA
Molecule: messenger RNA, 2633 nt
Organism: Archocentrus centrarchus (flier cichlid)
Lineage: Eukaryota; Metazoa; Chordata; Actinopteri; Cichliformes; Cichlidae
Gene: chrne
Product: cholinergic receptor, nicotinic, epsilon
Exons: 12
Coding region: 125-1681 (518 amino acids)
Biological process (GO): monoatomic ion transmembrane transport
Cellular component (GO): postsynaptic membrane
Molecular function (GO): transmembrane signaling receptor activity; acetylcholine-gated monoatomic cation-selective channel activity
Source: RefSeq, a predicted model, not a curated record